AUGUCAAACGUGAUGCUGAUGCUACAGUUACAGACACGGCCCCUGCUGGCGCAGCCUCUCUGAUUCUCUCUCCCUUUCCGCGUCCAGCGCUGGGCUUUUUCAGACAAGUGCAUCUCCUAACCAGGUCACAUUUCAGCCGCGACCCACUAUCCGUCUGUCACCGGAGUCAGACCGCAGGAGGAGGGCUGAGGAACACGACGUUUGCUUCGCUAACUGCAGGGUGAGAGGAAGGACAUUAAAAUACUGCAGAAGUCAAGACCCCCUAGGUCGCACCCAGACCACGAUGCGCGCCCCGGGCUGCGGGCGGCUGGCGCUGCCGCUGCUGCUCCUCGCCGCGGCCGCCCUGGCCGAAGGCCACGCCAAAGGGCUCAAGGAGGGCGAGACCCCCGGCAAUUUCAUGGAGGACGAGCAAUGGCUGUCGUCCAUCUCGCAGUACAGCGGCAAGAUCAAGCACUGGAACCGCUUCCGAGACGAGGUGGAGGAUGACUACAUCAAGAGCUGGGAGGACAAUCAGCAGGGAGAUGAAGCUCUGGACACCACCAAGGACCCCUGCCAGAAGGUGAAGUGCAGCCGUCAUAAGGUGUGCAUCGCCCAGGGCUACCAGCGGGCCAUGUGCAUCAGCCGCAAGAAGCUGGAGCACAGGAUCAAGCAGCCUGCCCUGAAAGUCCAUGGAAAUAAAGACUCCGUCUGCAAGCCCUGUCACAUGGCCCAGCUUGCCUCCAUCUGCGGCUCUGAUGGCCACACUUACAGCUCGGUGUGUAAGCUGGAGCAGCAGGCAUGUCUGAGCAGCAAGCAGCUGAUGGUGAGAUGUGAGGGCCCCUGUCCCUGCCCCACAGACCAGGCCUCCACCUCCACCACCGACGGCAAACCAGAGACCUGCACGGGUCAGGACCUGGCCGACCUGGGGGAUCGGCUGCGGGACUGGUUCCAGCUCCUUCAUGAGAACUCCAAGCAGAACGGCUCAGCCAGCAGCGGAGCCAGCCUGGCCGGUGGGCUGGACAAGAGCCUGGGGGCCAGCUGCAAGGACUCCAUCGGCUGGAUGUUCUCCAAGCUGGACACCAGUGCCGACCUCUUCCUGGACCAGAUGGAGCUGGCCGCCAUCAACCUGGACAAGUACGAGGUCUGCAUCCGCCCCUUCUUCAACUCCUGCGACACCUACAAGGAUGGCCGUGUCUCCACCGCUGAGUGGUGCUUCUGCUUCUGGAGGGAAAAGCCCCCCUGCCUGGCAGAGCUGGAGCGUAUCCAGAUCCAGGAAGCUGCCAAGAAGAAGCCAGGAGUCUUCAUCCCGAGCUGCGACGAGGAUGGUUACUACCGGAAGAUGCAGUGUGACCAGAGCAGUGGUGACUGCUGGUGUGUGGACCAGCUGGGCCUGGAGCUGACCGGCACCCGCACGCACGGGAGCCCCGACUGUGACGACAUCGUGGGCUUCUCAGGGGACUUUGGGAGCGGUGUCGGCUGGGAGGACGAGGAGGAGAAGGAGACGGAAGAAGCGGGCGAGGAGGCUGAGGAGGAGGAGGGUGAGGCGGGCGAGGCUGACGACGGAGGCUACAUCUGGUAGAAGGCCCGCAGGGAGCCGGGGCAGGCCAGGGUGCCGACGGCCGGGGGAAAAGGGCCAGCAGAGACCUGGAGAGAAGCAGGCAGCGUACAGGUGGAUCCAGAAAAUACAGUCGGAAGGACCCUGGCUCCCAUGGGGAGGACUGGAUGUAUGAGUGUGCAUGACACACAUGUGGGAUGUACGGCUGCGACGUAUGAAUGAACGUUUGUGUGUGUGUGUGUGUGUGUGUGUGGCAUGUGCUGCACGUGUCCUUGUCCACACUGCUCCUGGCAGAGUGAGGCACCCAGAGGCCCCUUCGACCUCCUUGUAGUUGUCUUCUUUCCAUUUGUUGUUGGUUUUAAAAUACACACAUUCACACACCACAAGGGCAAAACUGAUGAAAUGAGAUGCCCCCUUGCCACAUCCCCUAGCCCCAUCCGGCCUCACCCUGACUCCUUUGUCCUAAUUUGCUACCCUUGGCUCAACCAGCCCUGCCUCCUUCUGCCCGGGCCUGCCCUUCUCCCUCCCCUUUCUGGGGUCAAGCUGUGGCCUGCAGGCGUGUCCGCAUUGCAGAGAGGCAGGAGGGCAGGGAGCUGUCUGCUGGCUGGGGGUCCUCCCGAAGCUGGCCCAGUUUGGCUGUGACAUCCCCACCAGCCUCAGAUGAGCAGGGCUGGGACACCCACCACAGCAAGCCCCUUCCCUUUGCUAGGCUCCCAGCACUAGAGAAACUCUCCUAACCCAAGCCAGUGGGACCAGAGGUGGCCAAGAAGGAGCCAGAGGUGGUGGCGAGGGUGUCUUAGGUGGGGGCUUGGUCUGGGGCGCUCGCUUGGAGGCAGUGGGAGGUAGUUAUACGGGGAGCUCUGCCUGGCCCUGUGGGGUGCUGCACCUACCCCCGCCCCUCUUGCUGGUCCACUCUGGAAGCCUGAGGAUCGGGCAGCAGGUGAAGAGCCUGGGUUUUGGCCAGGGGUGUGUGUGUGCACCCACCUCCUCCCUGACCCCUUAAUUAAGUGCUUCCCGCCCACCCAGACCCAUAGAAAGGGUUGUCCCUGAGACCCUGUGAAGGAGCAGCAGUGGAAAGCUGCAACCUUCUUGCUCUCCAGGACCACAACCUUUCUCCAUCUCUCCUCCUCAAGGGAAAGGCACCCAGGGGCCGUUUCCGUCCCCACUCCUCUCAGCCCCCGAGGUUUCCCUCUGUCCCCUCCGAGGGUCCCCUAGGGCUGCUGUAAUGGAGGGGCUUCUCCAGGCUCUGUUUUGAAGCCUUAACAUAUUCAAGAGCUGUGAAAAGUCAGAGGGGACGAGACGGGGGCAACCAGAGUCUGAGGCCACACCUUGCUCUUCCCUUGAAUUUCCUUACCAGGUGGGAGCCAGGAUGGAUGAGAAAGUGCCCCAUAUAUUUUUUUCCCUAAUCUGUCCAGUUCUCCCUGUUGAAGCAAAUUCCUUAACACCUUUGGUGAAGAAUUUCUUGCCCGAAUGUGGGCCUCUGAUGCCCUCCAGUGUGCGGUGAGUGCAGUGUGUGUGUGUGUGUGUGCUUGUGUGUGAGCCUAGGGGCCGUGCCUGAGGGCCUGGGACUCGAGGAGGGUGCCCCUGUGUGCUGUGUGGGCGGCAGGGUGUGGGGUCCACGCAGCGAGGUUCCCUGGGCAAGGCUCCCUGCCUGGCUCUCCCCAGCUUCUGCUGCAUCUGCUGUGUCUUUGGACUUUGUGGAAUAACCUCACCCAGGCCGCCCCUUUACUCCACCAUGGAAUCAACAUCUUCUCAGCCCUCUGUUGGGGGAGAUAAUGAAACUCCAGUUAGCCCUCUGACCGCUUCUCAUUCCGCAGCACAGUUCUGACCACUAAGGUGUCUCGCUGUUCCAGAUGCCCCACGUCCCAUCUCCCGCCUCUCCCCUUCCUGUCCUCCCACCUCCCCCUGCUGGUCCCCGGCUCGGUUCAGGGAAAUGCCAUCUCGCCUCAGCCCUCUGCUGCUCCUCUCACUCAGAGCUACUUGAAACUUCCUGCUCUUGCUAGGAUCGGAGCCUGUGUGUCUCUUCCCUCUGCCCCAGCUCAGACUUCUGGAACUGUCCUCCUGGGGGCGCUGUUGAGGAUGCUGGGGCAUUCUGGGGUGGCAAGGGGGUGGAGAGGAGGGAACACCCCUCUCCUCUCACUGUUGCCUUCCCCCCUGGGGGACGCGUGCUCUCUCUGUGUCUCUGGGUCUUCUGGCUGUGCACGUUCUUAUGACCUUGUAAAUAUGUUGUAGAAAGAAAGCAAAAGGCACUGAACUAGACCCUGGUGGGACUCAGGGGUCCAACCUUGCCGUCUCUGAAGCACCCACACUGCUUUUCACCCCAUUCUCUGAAUCUGAGACCCCCCAAAGCUAGACAAAGCGGCUUGUUCCCAGUGGGCUGAAGGCCUCCACGUGACUUCUUGCCAGACCAGCUCGAGGUUUCCCCAUGGGCAAAGUUGCAGGGUAGUCCUUCCUCGGCUCCUCAGAUUCGUGCCCUUGACCAAGCUGCCUGCCACCCAGCCCCUCCCUGGUCCCUCUACUCGGACGUCCUCUCUCCGUCCUGUCUCCACUCCCCUUGCCUAGGCAGGCAGCGGAAUUAGGGCUGCAUUGAAAAGAGCUCAACCAAAUUUUAGAAGAAAGGUUUCUUGCCUGGCCCCAGAGCUGCCCUUGGCUAUGGCAGGCCUCCUGACCCAUGGGUGCUGGGAGAUAUGAGUGUGUCUAAGAUGGGGUAGGUUGGAAUUGAGAGAACGAAUGUGCCUUGAGAGACCACUCAGAGAGGGUCCAAGGGUAAUGGGGGAGGAGGCACGGCGUGGGAGCUCAGGAAGGAGGGAGAGGGAGGUGAAGCAGAGGAGAGCAUGAUGGGGCAUCAUGACUGCUCGCUACUGUCCUGCUGGGGCUGUGACCACAUGGGGUCAGUGGUCACCCUUCCUCAUGCCAGCCCUCCUGGUUUUAGUGUGCAGGCCACUCACUCAACCUUUCAUGAGCUCCAUCUGCUUCCAGCUUCACCUCUGAGUGGGUGGGUCCAUUGGGAUCAACACUGGAACCCUCCAUUUCACCAAAGCCUCACCCUCAGCCCUUGGGGAGAAUGAAUGGCUAAUCCACUGACAUCUGGCGUCAUCGUGAGGCUGUGGGCUGGCAGGGUUCAAAGGGAAGAGACAGUGGGGGUGCAAAAGGAGACUCGAGACAUCCCGAGGAAGUCCCAAGCAGAGCAAACUGCUUUAUAGCCUGAAGCCUACUUAAACUGUGUUAUGUGCAAUAACUGAGCUUAGAGUUAAGAAUUGUGUUCAAGUGCUUGGAUUUCCGUCUGUAUAUUUAAGUGCUGAAAUCGUAUCUCUCAGUAAUUUUAGACGUCUUUAAAAAAAUCGAAAAACAAAGUGUUAGACCGUGUGUGUGCAUUGAUGGGCACUCAAGUGUCCUGUGGAUCACCCCACUUUCUCCCUUUCCCCUGUGCCCCCGUCUCCUCACACCCAGCCCCGCCUCCACUUGGGGCCCCCGCCUCGUGUUGUCUUUAUCUGCCUAUUACUCAGCCUAAGGAAAUACGUACACGCCACACAUGCAUAAAGGAAAUCAAAUGUUAUUUUUAAGAAAACAGAAAAUAAAGACUUUAUAAACACCA
Molecule: messenger RNA, 5129 nt
Organism: Diceros bicornis minor
Lineage: Eukaryota; Metazoa; Chordata; Mammalia; Perissodactyla; Rhinocerotidae
Gene: SPOCK2
Product: SPARC (osteonectin), cwcv and kazal like domains proteoglycan 2
Exons: 11
Coding region: 284-1558 (424 amino acids)
Molecular function (GO): calcium ion binding; protein binding
Source: RefSeq, a predicted model, not a curated record